This is a messenger RNA of Aplysia californica (California sea hare), 1584 nucleotides long. Its product is annotated as putative acyl--CoA ligase YdaB. The coding region runs from base 1 to 1584 and encodes 527 amino acids. The transcript has 9 exons. Gene Ontology annotation, molecular function: medium-chain fatty acid-CoA ligase activity. Gene Ontology annotation, biological process: fatty acid metabolic process. NCBI's taxonomy places the organism in Eukaryota, Metazoa, Mollusca, Gastropoda, Aplysiida, Aplysiidae. The record is from RefSeq and is a predicted model, not a curated record.
AUGGGCGUUGGCCAAUCUAUAGAAGACCACUAUGACACUCUGAAUAAACGAAUAAAACGCUAUGCUGAAUGCACACCAAACAAGGAGUUGUUUAUAUUCCGUGAUGGGGACAAACGAGAGGCGAUAACGGCUCGCGAUUGGCUGGAGCUAAGCGGGAGAUUUUCUGCGAAAUUAAAACGGCAAGGAUUUCUCCAUAAUGACGUCAUUGCCAAUACUUUGCCCAAUUCUCCAGAGCGGUUGAUCACAGACACGGCCACCAUACUAGCAGGAUGUGUCAGCCUGAACGGACAAAUCCUGCUGUCGGACGGCGCCGAUUUCUUCCUGUCUGCCAGAGCGAGCAGAUGUAGAGCUGUGGUCGUCACUCCCGACGGUGGCUCGCCGGCCUGGAAGCUGCUGCAGCCGUACAUCAAGAAGUCCUCGUCACUUUUUGCCGAGUUGUCAUGUGACCAAGCACCGGAGCUCACGAGGGCUAUACUGGUCACAAGGGAUGUGGAAGGCUCCAUCCCAGCACUGAUGACCGUGCUCAGAGAUGACGUCACUCCGCCGCUGGUCACAGACGUCAGCCCCGACACAGACGCCAUUGUGAUGACAACUUCAGGGAGCACCGGGUACAGCAAACUGGUGCCGAGAACUCACAAGGAAAUCAUCGAUUACUACAAGCUGUUUAUACGUGAUCUGGACAAGAGGCUUCCAAAUCUUCGACCAGGCGACAAGCCUUUCUUCAACGACCGGCCAUUAGCUUUUAAACUACUGCUCGAAGGCCAGGUCCGGCCUGCACCGCAAGGCUGGAUAGCGGGCUAUCCCCACUCGACCUAUUACUCCACCCAACCUCGCCUUCUCCUCGACUUCUGGAAUGGACCCAAGGAAGGUGACGAAAAGUGGAAGGCAAUUGAAGCUGAGGGAUGCUUUGGUGCUUUGCUUUUAUCCCUGGAUCUGGCAACUGUUUUGAAACAGCGAGAACAGGAGAACAACUCAAGCCAGUCCAAGUUCAAGCUCCAGAUGAUGAUGUCUCAGUUUUCCUCAUACCUAACCUUGACAGCCGAUGUGGUUUCAGCCUAUGGUUCUACAGAGGGACAUGUUGUGUCGUCGGCGUCUAUAACUGGUGCUGCAGUCUUCAAAAGCUAUCUUAAUCGACUGGACAACAACCACUCAGCAAGUGAAAAAGCAUUUACUGCGGACGGGUGGUUCAAAACAGAGGACGAUGGAUAUGUAGAUGAUGAGGGGAAUGUCUAUGUUCUUGGAAGGAAGAAUGACGUCAUCAUGUACGGUGCCUACGUUCUGUACCCCACAUGGUUGGAAGAGAAAAUAGCUAAACACCCGGAUGUGAUGGAGGCCUGUGUAGUUCCGGUUCCGGAUCCUGUGAAGCUCCAUGAAAUCUGUGCAUGCGUCAAGACCGACCCCGGAAGUGACCUCACAGAGGAAGAACUACGCCAGUUUUGUGAGAAACUGUUUGUGGUUGAAUCGGAGUCCACUCCAUCGCCUAAAUAUUUCAUUAUCAUGGGCUCAGAGUUCCCGCAGACGGCAUCGGGCAAGACUGACAGACAAGUCCUCAAACGACUGGCUUCGGAAAAGUUUGCGUCAUAA